Messenger RNA from Cantharellus anzutake, 1461 nucleotides. RefSeq lists its product as uncharacterized. The transcript has 7 exons. Gene Ontology annotation, molecular function: zinc ion binding; RNA binding. Bases 1 to 1461 code for a protein of 486 amino acids. The record is from RefSeq and is a predicted model, not a curated record. Lineage: Eukaryota; Fungi; Basidiomycota; Agaricomycetes; Cantharellales; Hydnaceae.
AUGUCUGCUGAAGACACUCAACCCUCUCUGGCACCUGUAGAGCAGGAACAGUGGCCUGCUACAGAGACUACACCAGAACUCACAGCGAAGAGCAGUGCAGGGGGACCUAAAAGUGACACAAUGGAAGUCGAACGCGUAGGUGGCGCUCAAGGACAACCUGAGUCUGCUGGGGCCGUUGGAUCGAACCCUUCGCCGGCGGUCCCUGGCGCAAAACAUGGUACUAUCUAUCGUGAAAAGCAAAUCAAGGCAAACAAAGUUUAUAUCGGAGGGCUUCCUGAGACGACUCGUCAGGAAGAUCUGCAAGCCUGCUUCGGCAAAAUUGGACGUAUCGUUAACAUUGAACUCAAGACUGGUUAUGGCUUUGUGGAGUUUGAUAACCGGCAAGCUGCUGUCGAAAGUGUCUCUGAGUAUCAUGAAGGGUAUUUCAUGGGGAACAAAAUUCGCGUAGAGCUCUCCCAUGGCGGUAGUCGAACCGCCAAGUUUUCUGGUGAACCUGGUGCCUGCUUCAAAUGUGGCCAACAUGGACAUUGGGCUCGAGAGUGCCCCAAUCAUGUUUUGCCUUUGCGUCAUAAUAAUGAUUCAUCAAAAGUUUCGGAGGAUGCGGUCAUGUCUGAUAGGGUAUCCCACUCUGGACCGAGAGGACCACCACGACACGAGAUGCGUGAGCACGCGCAUCGUGAUGAUCGCAAUCGUUAUGAUUAUCCUGCCCGUGAUGUCCCCAGGGAUCGUUAUAGGGACCCUCGUCCACCUUCACCUCCUGGCUACCGAGAUUAUCCACCACCUCCUAGCCGUGGACCCCCUCGCGACUUCUAUGACGACAGGAGGGAUUAUCGUGGACCCCCUCCCCCUCCUCGCUAUGAGGGUCGACCUCCUUAUCCCGAGUACGACUAUCCGCCACCUCGCGAUGCGUAUGGACCCCGCCCUGGAUACGCCCCUCCUCCGAGAGAUAUGUACGACCGGCGUGCGUCUGACCGUUUCCCGUAUCCUCCCCCUCCCGGUGAUCGUCCUAGGUCGCCCGGCCCUCCAAGGGGACGUGAUGAGUUCCGCGAUUACCCUCCUUACCCGCCCCGUGCUGGAUACCGUGUUCGCAGUCCCAGGCCAACUGAUUACCCUCCUCAAGGAUAUCGACGCCGCUCCGUUUCUCCUCGAGGUGCGUUUGAAGACAACGGCCAUGACAGUUAUGGCCUUGUAAGUGCCAUUGCUGAUCCCUUAUCGAAUGGCACGCCUCGUGGUGUGUCAUAUGUAGGCUAUGCUGGACCCCCUGGCUACCCUCCCAAUGGUGCCGGUGGUGGAAGAUAUCCAAGCCCUCCACCGCCUGGUGGUGCGCCUCCGCGUGGUUCAAUUGGUGGUCCUGGCAGCCGUCCUGGAAGCAUGCCUGGACGUGGGCGGGACGAUCGUGACUACAACAGUCGUCGGGAAGCGGACGGUGCCUUGAACGGUGCGGGCUAUAGGAGGCCCUGA